Microbotryum saponariae is the source of this 940-nucleotide messenger RNA. NCBI's taxonomy places the organism in Eukaryota, Fungi, Basidiomycota, Microbotryomycetes, Microbotryales, Microbotryaceae. The record is from the annotation of a GenBank genome assembly.
AUGGUCUCGAUUCCAAAAGCCCCGGCCGCCGCCGUCGCCGCGUCAACUGUGCGAAGUUCAUGUGCCGAAUGGGACACCGCCGCCCCCGCUCAACAGUAUUCGCUAUCGAACGUUCCAAAAUAUCACUUCGAGCUUGGUCCAUCGCCCCUCGAGAAUGGACCUCGUUUCAUCGGGGAACACUCGAGAUCGUCUUCCUGGCAAUCGUGCUCCACUGGUGUCGCAUUGUCGAGGCGGCGCGAAAGUGACCCGCCUUCGAGCGCGGUCACCGACAUUCAGGAGCUCUCGGCUUCCGCUCCCGAGCUCCCGCCCGUCGAACCGACGCCUUUUAUCUCUAAGCUUUCGCACAUCCUCGAAUUAAGCGAGCAUAGGGAGUACAUUAGGUGGAGUCGUGAUGCAAGUUGUAUUUUCUCGAAUCGACAUGGUUUAUCGCCCCUGCAUUGAACUAACUUGGGCUCAAUUAUGUUCAACUGUUAGGGCAAGAGCAUCAUCCUCGCAUCACAUCAUCCCAACUUGCUCAAGGCCUUGUCUCAAUAUUUCAAGUACACGACCAUCACUUCCUUAAUCCGUCAGCUGAAUGUGUGUCCUCGACACGACGAGUCCCUCAAGUUUUCCCGGGCUGACACCUCCUUUCACCCCGUCACAGAUCUACAGCUUCAAGCGCCUCACCACCACCCAGCUCCUCGAUGUACUCGACCUAACCCGGUCCACCAAACUCUCCGCCUCGGACUACUGCGGCUUCGCGCACCCUAAAUUCUUUCGACCGACAUUAGGCCGAAGAUGUUCCUUGGGGGAUUUCAAACCGUUGUCGAAGCAACGGUCGCGCAAGUCGACGAGACGUCAUAGUGCUGGGAACGAACCGAACCUUGGCACGAUGAGACACACCGUUCUGUCUCGAGAUCGGAGCUCGAUCGGGUAUUUCGGUGAUUUGGGCAUGCAUUAG